This is a messenger RNA of Ziziphus jujuba (common jujube), 614 nucleotides long. RefSeq names its product oleosin 16 kDa-like. The record is from RefSeq and is a predicted model, not a curated record. The transcript has a single exon. Gene Ontology annotation, cellular component: monolayer-surrounded lipid storage body; membrane; extracellular region. Bases 76 to 501 code for a protein of 141 amino acids. Gene Ontology annotation, biological process: sexual reproduction; lipid storage. Lineage: Eukaryota; Viridiplantae; Streptophyta; Magnoliopsida; Rosales; Rhamnaceae.
CCAAAAUCCUUCCAUUAAUUUUUAUUUCCACUUUAUCAAUUCUUUCACUUUUAAGAUUCAAUCUCUCUCUACCAAAUGGCCCAGAAUGAUCGCCAAUACCAACACCAAUCCACCCUCACUUACCAAUUUGCCAGGGCUUCCACAGCAGCAGCCUUCGGUGGCUCUCUAGAACUCCUCUCAGGCCUCACACUCACUGGAACUGUCAUUGCUUUGGUUUUGGCCACACCUUUGCUGGUCCUCUUCAGCCCAGUUUUAGUCCCAGCUGCUAUCACUCUGUUUUUGUUGUUUGCCGGAUUCGUUACCUCCAGUGGGUUGGGCGCUGCCGGAGCUUUCGUGUUGUAUUGGAUGUAUAACUAUGCAGCAGGAAAGCACCCUCUUGGUGCAGACAAACUUGAUCAGCUAGGAAACAUGAUUGCAAACAUUGUGAGUAAUGGUAGGGAACAUCAUGACCAAGGUGAAGAAGACUGGGAAGUACCACGAAAGAGGAGAGUAUUAUUGUAAAUAUGAAAAAAUGGAUGAAAUAGCUGUAGAUCUAUGCCAAUAAAUGACCGCUAAAGAGAAACGUGUUCCUUUUAUCCUUUUGGCCAUCAAUAAUAAGCUUUUGUUUGUAUUUC